UCUCGUUGAUAGAAAAGACAAACAACACUGGGUUAAUGUAUUGCUUAAAGGGAUGACCAACUGCGACUGGUUUAUAGUUAAAAUAUUCAAGUUUAAUUUGUUUAAAGUUAAAAGUUAAAGUUUCUUUUGUUUAAUGACACCACUGGAGCUAAUCGCUUUGUUAACCAUCGGCUGAUAAUUCUGAUAUAUAGUCCUGGAGAAAACCACUACAUUUGUUUUAUUAGCAGCAAGGGAUCUUUUAUGUACACUUUACUACAGACAAGACCACGCAUACCACAGCCUUUGAUAUAUCAGUCGUGGCUCAUUGGUUGGAAUGGGUUAAAACCCAAUCAGAAUGAUAUUCUCAACAGGAAAAUGUUUUUAAUAUGUAAGUUUAGUCGCUAAGAAGACACUGUUAGUCGUAAACAUCUUACAAUGGCUACACACUCAGGGCAGUCUUUUUUAAAACGUGACUCCGGAGCAGUCUAUGUGAAACUACCUCUGGCAGCGAAGUACUUUAACUACUAGCGCGGGUCUCUGGCUUCGUUAAUAUCUGGACCAUGUUGUAAUUACAAGCGAUUACUCUGACAUUAUGCAUUCUACUGGGAAAAGGUCAAGAGCUGGUUUUCUGAUAACGGAUCGACUUAGCCGGAUGUCGGAGAAACUCCAGACGAAUAGAGGGGUAUAUGAAUCGUUCGUCUUAAAAGGAGUGGUGCCCGAAUUGUCAUGGUUUAGUGGUGCUGUCAUCAUUUACCAGUCUUUCAAGGUGCUAUUUGGUUUACUCUAUGCUGUUAACGUUCUGCCGGGAAUCACGCUAUAUCACGUGGUAUCAUCGGCUCUUUUGUUGUUGUAUUUGCCGAUCUGUUUGAACAUAUUCAAGAAGUAUUUGCGGUUAGCUGUGUACAUGCGAUGUGUGAUGGCGGUGCAGAUCUCCUGUUUAGCUCUCGGAAGCCUCUUUGUUUACAAUGGCUAUCGUGACCGAUACACGAAAGAAACCGAAACUGUGUUAAAAGUUACCAGUUAUUCCAUGGUCUUCGAAUGGGCGUUCAUUUUGAUUACCAUAGCAACCAGAGGCUUCGUCGCCGUGGGAUUCCAACUUUUCAUAACUCUGACCAAAGGUGUAUUGAGAAAACUUUACUCAGUAAUUACGCAUGAGAAAAAACAAAAUACAUCCUGAUAUUUAUUUGAAAACGUGAUGUGAGAGAGAAAAAAAACGAGUCCAUAGCUUCACAUACAAAGAACACGAACGUUUAGUUUGUGAAAUUAUGCUGAAACCCUUUCAGUUGAAAUGGAACAUAAGAAAUGAAAAUGUUUUUUAUUUAACGAUGCACUCAGCACAUUUUAAUUACGGUUAUAAGGCGUCAGACAUAUUAUGGUUAAGGACCACACAGAUAUUGAGAGAGGAAACCCGCUG
Molecule: messenger RNA, 1393 nt
Organism: Gigantopelta aegis
Lineage: Eukaryota; Metazoa; Mollusca; Gastropoda; Neomphalida; Peltospiridae
Exons: 5
Coding region: 572-1156 (194 amino acids)
Source: RefSeq, a predicted model, not a curated record